Molecule: messenger RNA, 6555 nt
Organism: Bicyclus anynana (squinting bush brown)
Lineage: Eukaryota; Metazoa; Arthropoda; Insecta; Lepidoptera; Nymphalidae
Product: rab-like protein 6
Exons: 11
Coding region: 108-1859 (583 amino acids)
Cellular component (GO): cytosol; nucleus
Molecular function (GO): GTPase activity; GTP binding
Source: RefSeq, a predicted model, not a curated record
UUUGACAAGCUGUUGUGAAUGUGUAUAGUGUUUUUAAUUUCUGAACCUCCUCUACUUUUCAUAAUUAGCCUUGUUUGCUUUUCUACUUUUAACAGCAAAUCAAUAAAAUGUUUUCCGCGUUGAAAAAACUAACAAGGAGUGGAGAUGAACGAUGCACAGCUCCAAUGCCAAUGUCGUCUUCUUUGCAGAAAAAGUUUUCUAGAGGCGUACAUUUUAAUAUGAAAAUAUUAAUUAAAGGAGACAGAAAUGUUGGCAAGUCCUGUCUCUUACAGCGUUUACAAGGAGGUGCAUUUACUGAAGAGUAUGUCCCUACUGAACAAAUACAAGUUGCACCAAUACAUUGGGCAUAUAAAAACACAGAUUUCAUUGUCAAAGUAGAAGUAUGGGAGGUAGUUGAUAAAGGUCGCACAAAAAAGAAACCUCCCCUUGGCUUAAAACUAGAGAAUCAGUCUACACCAACAGUGCCUGAGGAAGAAUAUGACACCCCUGUGCUAGAUGCAACGUUUUUAGAUGUGUAUAAGAAUGCUAGUGGUGUUAUUCUAAUGCUGGAUAUAACUAAGCCUUGGACUUUUGAGUACGUAGUGAAAGAGUUGAGUCGUAUCCCAGCGGACCUACCAGUGGUGAUACUUGGCAAUCACUGUGACAUGCAGCAUCACAGACAAGUGCAUCCUCAUCACAUUGAACAGGCCUUGUAUCAUGCCAAGACUACAAGGACUGCGCCAAUUCGCUAUGCAGAGUCUUCAAUGAGAAAUGGUUUUGGUUUGAGAUUACUACAUAAAUUCCUCAGUGUUCCAUUCUUAAGACUACAAAAAAGUAGUUUACUGGAACAGUUGCAAAGAAAUCAAAAGGAUAUGGAGGAGAUUGAAACUGAACUUGAUGAGUUUCAGAAUUCGGAGGAGUCCCACUACAACCUGUUCGUGGACCGACUGGCAAACAAGCGGCGACAGAGCGCCGAGCCGGAGCCGCGCCUACCCGAACGAUCCCCUAGCAUUGUACUCGGCGCGGGAAAACCCAUCAUACCGCCUAACGUUAAUCCACUUUUGGCACAGUCUCUGAACCCCAGUGCCGUCAAACCUCAAAGCGCAGAUCAUACACAAGUGAAACAGACUCAAUAUGUGAGCCCAGAUUUGAUAAAGACUAAACCGCCAGUAAGCAUGGAGAUGACCCCAUCCAAACACCUUCAAGACAGCAUACCAUCCACACCAUCGGGUGCUAAUAUGUCCGUGGCCGGUUCAACGGGCGCGUUGGACGAAUUCUACGCGGGCACUCUGGACAGCAGCUUCUUGGAAGACCUCGGACCUAUUGCUCAUACCCACCAGGAGAUAAAUUAUGAGUCUGAUAGCGAUGAGGAUAAUACAACCUUGAAUCCUAAAGUGAUAAUAGACGAAGAUGACCUAGAAUUGGAUAACAGCCCACCUUUUAGACCUGCCGAAGCAGUGGGUGCAGAAAUUGCAAUAUCAAACAAAGAUGACCCAUUGUCCAACAUGUUCUCAAACCAAGCUACAAUAAAUAAAGAGCAUGAAGAAAGUAGCGACAGUCUCUCAAUGCUUCACAGCGAUCAAAAUAUUCACAUGCAUUCUGCUUAUCCACUUUGGGCUGGAGAUUCCAGUGUAAGAAGAUCCCCUGAAGGUGGUGAAGAUCCUGACAAUAAUAAAGAACCUGAUACGAAGAUGGAAAAGAAACACAAAAAGAAAAAAUCAAAGGAUAAAGACAAGGGAGAUUAUAGCGACAAAUCAGAUCGGGCGGAGAAAAAGAGCAAGCACAAAAAGUCUAAAGGCGAUAAGCGGAAUCCACAAAAAGAUUUACUUGCACCGUCAGUUAAUGUGGAGUUUAAUUAUGAAGAAUAUGAUAGCAUUUAGUGAAUACUAAACCAUCUUGGUUACAUUAUGUGAAGAAACGCAAAUAACGGACAUUUGGUAAUAACUAAUAAAAAUAACAAUUAUUGUUAUAUAAUAUUAAAGUCUGACCGCUUAGAGAUUGCGCUUCUGACGCCUGUCAAUGAGAGAGAUAAUGUUGUCUAAGUCUAUGAGAUAUUUAAAAAUCUUUUAUUAACCUUAAUAACGAGUAAUAACAUAAACAUUAGAAUAAUGAUGCCAACUUACAAUAAAUGUAUUAAUUUUGUACUAAAAUUAUUAACAACUAGAGGACACACGUGACUUUGUUAGCGUGAAACUCGAUGUAAAAUUUUAACUACCCCUACCCUAUUUUUUCUGUCAUAAGAACCUUCUCCUGACAAUAACAAACACGUCAAAAAAAAUAGUGAAAUCGGUCCAGCCGUUCACGCAUGAUGGCGUGACCAAGGGAUACAUGGAUUAAUUUAUAUAUAUAGAUUAAUUAAUAUAAAAAGGUGACAUUGACAGGUGUCAGAAACGCAAUCUUCGAGCGGCCGGACUUUAGCGGACACAACUCCGCAUAAUAUUCUGUUUUUCAGAAGUGCCACGGGAGCCGUUGAAUUUUUUAGGAUAAAAGUAACGUAUGUGUUGAUCCAGGAUAAAAUCUAUCUCUAUUUUAAAUUUCAACCUAAUCAGUUUGCAGUUGGGUCAUGAAGUUAACCUUAAUAUUUAGUGUCAAUUGAGUUUUAAGUUACACGUCAAGUUCAUCUGAUACAAAAUGAGCGAAAGCUGGCAUUUUUGUAUAAACUGUUUUUCUUUUUGUUUUUUGAGAAAAAGAAGAGAGCAAUUUGUUUGCAAUAUAAAGCCAACAAAGUUAUCCUAAAUUUUGUUAUGUCUUUAUUUUGCAUAAAGAAGUAUAAAAUUUAAAUACCUAGUAUUCUGUCGCCCUUUGAAACUAUAAAAUAUACCAAACGUCUAUAUUAACACAGUCAAAAAAUUUCCUAUAAUUCUCAUAAUGGUCAAAGAACAUGCUGUGCAUGUUGCUCCAUUCUAAGUUUUUAUGAAACCUUAUGAAAAUCCGUUUAUUAGCUUCGGAGUAGCAUGAAUGGAUGAAAGCCUCUUAAUGUUUGUAAUGUUUUAAGCUUCACUUGUAACUAUUUAAGUAAGAAAAUCUUGGAAUCUUAAUUUGACCCACUUCCCGGUCUUCGAAUAAGAUGAAAUUUUGCACACGCUCUGACUUCUGAUGACAAUACAUGACUAGCUAAGAAACGUCAUUACGAAUCCAAUAUGGCCGCCUCCCCAAGAUGGCAGACUGGCUGUGUGAAAUCCUCCCGCAUGAUUUUCGUAUUCCUGAGAGCAAGUCAGGAAUACGAAAAAAAUAGUCACGUGAAUUAAAUUUACUGAACGUGAACUAAAUUAUAUUCGAUUUGUCCUGUUUGUUAUAAGUAUAAAUAAUAAUAAUAAAGUUCCACUUAAUUUCGAAAUCUCUAUGUCUACUUAUUAAGCUUAUUCAGCUAUUUUAUAUGCGGAUAAUAAAUAUAUAUUAUACCUUCGUUAUUAAGUAAUACUAUACAUAUACUUUUAUUAAAAUAUAUACAAUGAUAAUAAUCAAUUGUAUUAGAUUUAUGUUGCAAAUUACUCUUUCCCCUAAAAUAUUAACCUAUAUGACUUGUUUUAUAUUCACUAUAAUAAAAUUACUGUGAUUGUUUUUAAUCUACUUGAUACAUUAUAAAUAUGUUAGAAGUUAAGAAAAUAUUGGUAUAUUUGAAGUUUCUCAGAAAAAUGUCGAAUUUUUAUUUUGUUAUUUAUUAUCUGCACAAAGCGAAUUUUUUUUCUAAUUAUAUAAUUCUAGUCAUUGCAAAUUCAAUGAAUUUUUAUCGUUCUGAUAAUCGUUCUGUUCUGAUUUUUUAUAAAAAAAAAAGUAUAAUAAUUACCUUCUACUGUUUUUUGAAGGGUUCAAAAACAUCCUUAAUUUGUUAUAUUUUGUUCUUAUGUAUUUGUUCUGUCGCACCUGCUGUUUGUUCUUACUCAAGCAUUAAUUUUUACAAGUUUAAACGAAAUCAUUGUUACACGAUUCGUUAGUACUUAUCUAUAGCUUGGCAAGUUUGUUGAUGACACUCCCAUGACAUGCGGGCGACGGGGGUGAAAGGACUGCGCUACACCCCUACCGGCUCCCGCAGACCAACGGGAGUGUUACGAACGAAUUUGCCAAGCUAUACUUAUAUGUAAACUAUUUUUACCUGGCAUAUCAACAUAUUUACUCACUGUAUUCUGUAGUUUACACUUGUGGUGUCUAUGAAGUGAUGCACGUUGAUUUGACGUCUGGCGCAGUUGGUGGUGAUGUGGCUUUCAAUUCUGAAGUCCUGGAUUCGAUUUUCAGAUCGUACCAUCAAAAUGGACGGAUAGGUCAUUGACACGCAAAAAUUGUCAUUUUCACACAGAGGCCUAUCUCUAAUCUAAUCUCUAAUUUGUGAUCCGUCCUUCCAAAGAUAGAUUGAUUUUUAAGAUAGCAAACUCUAUCACAGGAUAGCUUAUUGGAAUGCUUUAUGUAAGAAAUGGAUUGAUAUAUCAAUCUUAGAUAAGAAAAAACGGAUUAGGUUAAUGAUUAUUAAUUUCGGGCGUUAGCCUUUUAGCAUGGUGCCGCGUAAAAUCCGUCGCAGGCAACCGUAUAGAAUUAACUUGUACCUCGUCCAAGUAAGCCCGCUUCCAUGUUAGACUAGCUAAGUAGCAAUAUGAUUCUCUUUCUACGAUCGCAAACGCUUCGAAAACUAGAAAAAUGUAUGAGAAUGACAGAUCUUGAUCACGUGACCUGUCGAUUCUAAAUGUAAUUUCCAUACAUUUUUCUAGUUUUUGAAGCGUUUGCUAUCGUAGAAAGAGAAUCGACGUGCCACUUGACUACAGGGGCAGGGCCUGAAUGUGGUACGUCGAUUCUUUUUUUACAAAGGCUUCGAAAAUUUAAAAAAUGUAUGGGAUUGACAUUCUCUCUAUCUACAGCUGGCCUAUUCACUAUGUUUGUCUUUAUUGUCAACCUAUUAAAAUAAACAUCAAAUCAAUUGACCAAAUGGCAUUAACCUAUUGUGUGAUAUCCACCAGCAAGCACCGGAUAGUGAAUAAGCCUGCAGGUCACGUGAUCAAGUUGUCGAUCGGAUCUGUCAUUCCCAUAUAUUUUGUUAGUUUUCAAAGCGUUAUCAUUUGUAGAAAUCGACGUUUCACAUGGCUACAGGCUCAGGUAAGAUAGCAGCUAAGGGUUACUUGUCAUAAUAGCACGUGACGUCGCACUUGCGUUCAUUCAUAGACAACACACACGAACAAUGUGUGAAUGUGUUUAUGAGCCAGGUUGAAUAUUUAGCUAUAUUACAAUUUUCCAUAAUUAUCUUGACAUUAUAUUGUAAGAUUGACCAUGUGGUGUAUUAAACAUGUUAUGCUGCUCCUACACGCAGUGGCGUGCACUUCAUAGAUGUUAAAAUGCACUGCCUACCUUGAAGGCUCAAUAUGACCGUGUAUUAGAGAAGAGAUUUUCCGUUCUGUACAAUUUGUACGUAUAAUGCAUACCCUAGCUAAAAACCUUGUGCACGCCACUGCCUACACGAUGGACUAUUCCUGGUGGGCCUUCAUGUAGAGGGGGUAGUGGCGUUUGAUGGCUUAUGGUGCGUGCGAUAUGGCAUUUUUGUCAGUUUUUCUGCCGCAUAUCAAUGGAUAGUGGGCCAGUGAUGGCGAUACCUACACUUCUACAAGUAGCUCACUGUUCGAGUGUUUGAGAUGAAAAUUGACUUAUACAGUUAUACCUGUUGUGAUGGUCGACUUCAAAAAAGUAGGUAGGUCUCAUUCGACACGCAUGUUUUUUUAUUGUUUGUCCUAACUUCGUCAUUUACUAACCAAUUUUAAAAAUUCUUUUUUUUUUCAAAGAGUAUACUUACAGAUUGGUCCCAUUUAAUUUCUAUGAAAAUCGGUUUAGUAAUUUUGUGUUAAAAUCCAAAUGACUGAAAUACAUCUUUGAAGUCGGUUCCAUAUUUAUGUAAAAAAAGAUUAUUUAUUAUACACUAUGAAGGCAAUUGAUAAAGAAAACUCUAAAUAAAUAGAUGGAACGAUGAUAGCAUCUAUUUUGUUCCAACAACUAAUGUACACUGAAAGUUGCCAUUGUGUCAAUACGUUACAAGUUAAAACCAUAGCAUAGCAUUGCCUUGCCUACCAGCGGCGAAAUGUCCAUACAGGCCGAUUCCAUCCGGGUUACCUUUUAAAAAACCAUCGUUAUCAACCCAUAUUCGGCUCACUGCUGAGCUCGAGUCUCCUCUGAGAAUGAGAGGGGUCAGGGCAAUAGUCCACCACGCUGGCCUAAUGCGUAUUGGCAGACUUCACACACGCAGAGAACUAUGAAUAUACGAUGAUAAUAAUGAUUAUACGCUGGAUGUAUGAGAAACCGAUGUUAGUAUCAAGCUGUAUGAAUCUCUUUUUCUUUGGGACGGCUUACCUUUCUCAAAAUUCCAUCCUUCGCCACUGUUGCCUACCAUUUGAUGUGCCAGUGAUGGCUUGUCGUGUAGUGGCAGCAUUAAGUGUUAACCAACGUCCAAUAGACCAUCAAUGUGUCAGAAAAGACAAACAAUUACUGUAUGAUAAAAGAAAUAUUGUAUUGAUGUGAAGUUAAAGUUUUAAAAUGCUUGUUAUAGUGUUAUACAUAUAUUUAUUGUGGUUAUGCUUGUUGUGAAAAUACAUUUUUACUGCAUCA